CCUCGUACGCCGCACGGCUUCAAAUAAGACUUACUCCCACCGCCAUCCAGCCGCUGCCCAUCAUGGUCACGCACCGCGCCGUCGUGUACAAGGGCCCGCACAACGUUCAGAUUGAGGACGUGCCCAAGCCCACGAUCCAGCAUGCCUCCGAUGUCAUCGUCAAGAUCACCACCAGCUGCAUCUGCGGCUCGGACCUGCACAUGUACGAGGGCCGCACCGCUGCUGAGCCCGGUCUGUGCUUCGGGCACGAGAACCAGGGCAUUGUAGACGAGGUCGGCUCCGGCGUGACGCUGCUCAAGAAGGGCGACCGGGUGAACCUGCCGUUCAACAUCGGCUGCGGCGGCUGCCGUAACUGCCAGUCGGGCAAGACUGCGUUCUGUACCGAGGCCAACAAGGGCUUCGCUGGGGCCGCAUACGGCUACGUUGCUAUGGGACCCUACCCCGGCGGCCAGGCCGAGUACCUGCGUGUGCCCUACGCCGACUUCAACGCUCUCAUCCUACCGCCCGGCACCGAGCACGAGGCCGACUACGCCAUGCUGAGCGACAUCUUCCCCACGGGCUGGCAUGGCUGCAAGCUUGCGGGCCUGGUUCCUGGAGACACGGUCGCUGUGUUCGGAGCCGGCCCUGUCGGCCUCAUGGCUGCGUACUCGGCGAAGAUCAUGGGAGCGUCAAAGAUCUUCGUCGUCGACCGCGUGCCCGAGCGCCUGAAGCUCGCCGAGUCGAUCGGCUGCAUUCCCAUCGACUUCACCAAGUCCGACCCGGUGGACCAGAUCAUCGAGCAGGGCGGCAUGGUGGACCGCAGUGUCGAUUGCGUUGGCUACCAAGCCGUCACGUCGGACGGCAAGACGGAGGCGGCCAACACGGUCCUCACCUCGUGCAUCAAGGUCACGCGCGCGUGCGGCGGCAUCGGCUGCCCUGGCCUCUACGUACCCUCCGACCCCGGAGCGCCCGACUCGGAGUCGGCGCUCGGCAUGCUGAGCCUUCCCUUCGGCAAGCUUUUCGAGAAGGGCCUGUCCAUCGCCACUGGACAGUGCAACGUCAAGUCAUACAACCGUCAGCUCCGCGACCUGAUCACGUCUGGUGUGGCGAAGCCGUCGUUUGUCGUCUCGAACGAGCUCAACGGACUUGAAGGCGCGCCCGACGCCUACAAGAAGUUCGACCAGCGAAUCGAGGGCUACUCGAAGGUGCUGCUCCACCCCCACGCCAAGUAGGCAGCAGACGACGCACACGACACGCUCACACAAGCUGGCGCAAAGGCAGCUGCGAGCCCAAUGACCAUUGACAUGCACUCAGUAGUCAAGCAGUUGCGCGGCUGGUAGAUGCGACGCCGGGUCAGCAGAGAAGACCGACGGUCGAGCGCGGUACUCACUGCUGAUCUCGUAGAUCAUGCGCUGCCGGAAGUACGGAAUGUUCUUCCUGAGGCGCGGGCAGCACUGCGUCAGCGAGCACUCGACGACGUUGCAGGGGAUGCGGGACUCACUGCUCGAAGUUCCACCGCUCGUCGAUCAGCACAUCCUCCUCGCGCGGCGGCCCCCGCU
This is a messenger RNA of Tilletiopsis washingtonensis, 1538 nucleotides long. Its product is annotated as glutathione-independent formaldehyde dehydrogenase. The record is from RefSeq and is a predicted model, not a curated record. The transcript is spliced from 18 exons. The coding region runs from base 63 to 1211 and encodes 382 amino acids. NCBI's taxonomy places the organism in Eukaryota, Fungi, Basidiomycota, Exobasidiomycetes, Entylomatales. Gene Ontology annotation, molecular function: oxidoreductase activity; zinc ion binding.